Xylaria bambusicola is the source of this 2350-nucleotide messenger RNA. Its product is annotated as WD40-repeat-containing domain protein. The transcript is spliced from 3 exons. Lineage: Eukaryota; Fungi; Ascomycota; Sordariomycetes; Xylariales; Xylariaceae. The record is from RefSeq and is a predicted model, not a curated record. Gene Ontology annotation, molecular function: protein binding. The coding region runs from base 162 to 2009 and encodes 615 amino acids. Gene Ontology annotation, cellular component: nucleus.
ACGCCCCAGGCUAAGAUCUUCCAAGUCUUUUGGAAGCAGUCCGGCGCGACUUACCAUAGCUACAAUAUUGUGCUUUGAAGCAAUACCACCUCUGCCCUCCACCGUCCUAUCUCAGCACCUGCCAUCUAUAUCGGCACGGCUUGCAUACAUCACUUUACAAGAUGAACCCGCAGGGGCAGUAUGGGGCAGCCCCGAGGCGGCCCAAUAAUGCUUACGGUCAGCCAAGUUCUGACGAGCUGCAUAUCCCUUCCAAUCCUAUGAAUCACGCUGCUGCUAGCCAGAUGUCUCCUCGAGACUUCACCACCGCGCCUGGUCCCCAGAUUAAGCUUGAUCAACCGCCCCCGCAACCUAGCCAUCCGCCUCAAUACCAGUCUUCCUCAGCAGUCCCCGGUGUCCUUCAACCAGGCCGUCCUUCUGGCAUGGGCAAUAAUCCUGCUCCGCCCUUGUCAAGUAUGUCUGGCGUCAUGCAACAUUCCCCGAGCGAAUAUGCCUCACCUUCCAAGCCUCCAUCGUUGAGCAUGUCGCAUACUUACUCGAGAUCGAGUCCCGCUGACCCUUACGAUACCUCUACCCCGUCUACCUACACUCCCUACACUCCCACUACGCCUGGGGGCUCAGCAAUUCCCGGCCAGUCCCAAUACAUGUCGCCACAAGAUCCCAAGUACGCCGUUCCUGGAUCUCAUAGGAGUAUAUCUAACACACCGCUUGGUCUCGCCGAUAUCAGGCCACGUGCCGACUCAAGCCUAUCUGACAGCCAGCCUGGUACCAUGGGAUAUGAGUUGCCCAACUCACAACCUUCGACGAGUAGCUAUCUAGCCCCUUGGGGUCUCUAUGCCUUCGAUUGGUGUAAAUGGAAACCACAUGGUAAAGGGGCUGGCAAGGUCGCUGUCGGUAGCUAUCUUGAAGAUGGACACAAUUAUAUACAAAUCCUUGAUACUAAGAUUGUCAACACGCCCCCUGACGUUUAUACCCCUGGCUCACCUAAAUAUUGCCUCGAAUUUAAAAAGAUUGCGGAGGCAACACAUUCAUAUCCCGUUACACGCUUAUUAUGGGAACCCCCGUCAUCACAAAAACAAUCAACCGAUUUAUUAGCAACAUCUGGUGACCAUCUUCGACUUUGGUCUCUUCCCGCCGACACGCAGUCAGCGCAUUCGAAUUCGAUCACCAAGGCCGCUUCAGACGCCCCCGGUCCCAAAUUAACACCUUUAGCCCUACUGUCAAAUUCGAAGACGCCUGACCACACAGCUCCAUUGACUUCCUUGGAUUGGAACACCGUCUCCCCAAGUCUUAUUAUCACGUCCAGCAUCGACACUACCUGCACCAUAUGGGAUAUACCUUCUCUAACCGCCAAGACACAAUUGAUCGCCCAUGACAAAGAGGUAUACGACGUUCGGUUCUGCGCUAAUAGUGUAGACGUUUUUGUCAGUUGCGGGCAGGAUGGUAGCGUGCGCAUGUUUGAUCUCCGAAGCUUGGAACACAGUACUAUCAUUUACGAACCUACCGCCAAAGACGAUAGAGACGCCAAUGGCGGUAGGAUAAGUCCUACGCUAGCCCAGCAGACGAUGACGAACGCCCCUCCGUUAUUACGGCUUGCCACCUCACCGCACGAUACUCACCUCUUGGCAACAUUUGCUCAAGAUUCCAGCAUCGUCCGCAUACUAGACGUUCGGCAGCCUGGCCAGGCGCUACUGGAAUUGCGCGGUCAUGGUGGACCGGUCAACACGGUCGAAUGGUCGCCUGGAAGGAGAGGCUUAGUCGCGACCGGAGGAGACGACUGCCAGGUACUGCUGUGGGACCUUAUGAACAGUUCCCCGAUAUCGGGCGGCGCCUCUUCGUCCUCGUCUAAUGGCGGAGGAGGGACGGAUAAGCAUAUUAAUCCCGUCGCGAGCUGGAAUUGUGAGUGGGAGGUGAGUAAUCUUGGCUGGGCUCCUCCGCUGGAUAACAGUGAUGGUGCUGGGGAUUGGUUGGGUGUCAGUGCUGGACGGGGGGUCUGGGGGGUGAAGGUUUGAAGUUUCGAGGUUCUGAAGGUUGGGCGGGUGAACGGCGAUAUCAUGUUUGUAGGCGAGCUUGUGAAAAUGAAAGUCAUUGUUCUAUUCGUAAAUGCGAUAUAGUGAGUGAGUGAGUUGAAUGGCAGCAUAACGAACGAACGACGCAGGCACAAUUUCUUAACUCAGCCUUCUCUACGAGAGUUUUACAUGAUUUAUAUCUUCCUUGAUUCAUUAUUAGUAGGAAAAUAAUGUCACCUGCUUAAGAGUACCUAUAUGGAGACUUGCUCAAGCACAGGUACGAAUACCAGGUACCUAAAUGUUAUACACCUGCCUAGCUGUCCAUAGAGAACUCAAGAGUCAAG